Maudiozyma saulgeensis is the source of this 1095-nucleotide messenger RNA. The record is from the annotation of a GenBank genome assembly. Lineage: Eukaryota; Fungi; Ascomycota; Saccharomycetes; Saccharomycetales; Saccharomycetaceae.
AUGACCAUUAAUGAAAUUAAUUUAGGUGUUACAUGCGAUAUGCAUGUGCAUGUUAGAGAAGGUGCUAUGUGUGAACUAGUUACCCCUACGAUUAGAGAUGGAGGUGUCUCUGUUGCAUAUAUUAUGCCAAAUUUACAACCACCAGUGACUACUUUGGAUAGAGUCAUCAAGUACAAAGAAACGUUGCAGAAAUUAUCUCCAAAGACAACAUUUUUGAUGAGUUUCUACCUAUCUAAGGAUUUAACUCCAGAAUUAAUAAACGAAGCUGCAUCAAUUGGAGCUAUCCAUGGUGUGAAAUGUUACCCAGCAGGUGUCACUACUAAUUCCGCUGCAGGUGUUGAUCCUAAUGAUUUCACUGCUUUUUAUCCAAUAUUUAAGGCAAUGGAGGCUAAUAAUAUUGUACUUAACUUACAUGGUGAGAAACCUUCUGUUUCAAAUAGUACCGAUGGUAAUGAUAUCCAUGUACUAAACGCUGAAUCUAAAUUUUUACCGGCUUUAGCUAAAUUACAUAACGAUUUCCCUAAUUUGAAGAUCAUUCUAGAGCAUUGUACCACUGCAGAAGCUAUUAGGGCCAUCGAGGAAAUCAAUAAGGACGUUACAGAAGUAUCUCAAGUGAAGGUUGCUGCUACAAUUACAGCUCAUCAUCUUCAUUUAGUCAUCGAUGACUGGGCCGGAAAUCCAAUUAAUUUCUGUAAACCUGUAGCAAAAUUACCAAGUGAUAGAAGAGCCUUAAUCAAAGCUGCAAUCUCUGGUAAGCCUUAUUUCUUUUUCGGUUCCGAUUCUGCACCACACCCUUUACAAAAUAAAUCUAAACAUAUAGGUGUAGCAGCUGGUGUCUUCUCACAACUAUAUGCUAUUGCCUACGUUGCCGAAAUCUUUGAUGAACAAAAUGCUUUGGAGAAAUUGAAGGAUUUUGUCUCAACUUACGGUCUAGCAUUCUACAAUAUCCAUGAUAAAGACCUGAAAUGUGAUGAGAAAGUUUUAUUGGUCAGAAAAGAACAAACUAUUCCAGAAACCAUUACAGAUGGCAAAGAUAUAGUAAUGGCUCCAUUCAUGGCAGGCCAGAAGUUAAAUUGGUCAACUAAAUGGAUUUAA